Molecule: messenger RNA, 6830 nt
Organism: Pocillopora meandrina
Lineage: Eukaryota; Metazoa; Cnidaria; Anthozoa; Scleractinia; Pocilloporidae
Source: the annotation of a GenBank genome assembly
AUGUCUUCUGUGAUCAAGAGCCCAAUCUGGCUACCAAUCUUUACUACGGAAUUUCUUGUGAUAGUGAUAAUCAACGUGCUCACCCUGAUGGCCUUUGCUAGAAACCACCGUCUACGCAAUCGCAGCACAUAUCUAGUGAUGAACCUGACCGUGGCCGAUCUAUUGGUGGGUUGUCUUACUGGCCCUGCGUUCUUGCUCAACACGACUGAAGAAAGUGUUAUAUGGCGAAAGUACAUCACAUUUGCUGCCUUAGUCACAUUUCCGUUUGCUGCCCAAUCUAAUCUUUCGCUCAUUUGCCUGGAGCGCCUUCACGCAACAGUUUUUCCUUUCAGGCAUUGCUUACUUGGAAGAUGGUUUUAUUGUAGAAUCAUAACAGGCAGCUGGAUUAUUUCCUCAGUGAUGGGCUUUGUGGUAGCCUAUUUGUUUUUAGAAGGCUCUUAUGCCGCAGAGUUCUCCUACUUAUUGGCUUCAUUCACGCUGUUCAAUACUCUUGUCCUUACAGUAUCAUACAGCAUUGUUACGAUCAGUGUCCAAAAGAGCCCUCAAUCCCAGCAUCGUGGAACAUCAGCCAAAGAAAAAAAACUAACUGUGACAUUGUUCAUUGUCAUUGGAGUUUCUGUUCUCGCCAUGAUGCCUGUUACCCUUUACAAGUUUCUGCCAAUCAACAUACAAACAAAGCUAGCUUCAGAUCGUUACAAACACGUUGGCUAUGCAAUAGAUGUGAUAUAUUUCACCAGUUCCAUAGUAAAUCCUAUUGUAUACGCUAUAAGACUGAGGGAGUUCAGAAACACAAUACGUAAAAUUUUAGGAAAGCAAGGAGAAGCUGGUGUGGACUUUACAUCGCGCAGUGCGCAAUAAAGUGACUUUUAGUGGAAACACACUCGUGAACAUAAAGGAACAACAAUUCAAGGGCUAACUACUAUGGAAAAUUUCUGGAACAACGAUAAUGUAAGUUCGAAAUGGAAAAUGAACAGCUGUUCCGUCCUGGCUGUGUUCGCUCUUAUACGGCGUGUCAGCCUGAAAUAGAGUAGCCUGUAUCAACACAUAUUAUCCCAUGAAUGAAAAACGACUCUGUUUAGAUAGGAUUCUUUGCAUAUCUCAAGUAUAUAUCUAAGUAUUCUCGUGCAUGGUGGGUCUCGGAAAGCCACUUUACUCUAAAACAUUUUGGGUUUAUCAACUGAGUUGAUAAUGUAAAUUGGCCAAUGUAACUUACAUUAUAAAUUCAGGGGAUAAACCAAAUUAUCUAAUAAUACUUCCACCCCCCUCCCCUCCCCCCUCACACGCAGCACCAGAGUUUUUUAGACACUCACCCGCUAUUAGGUCGUUUUUAAGGCAUACAAACUGUAAUAAGUAGAAUAAGUUGAAUCCAAAAAAUAUGCUGUCGUUAAGAAGAAUGAUUUGCUUGUAAAUGUUCGUUAAGUCAGUAAACUGCAGUGUAAGCAAAUGCUUAACACAAUGACUCUCUUUUAUUUUGCUUGUCUUUGCAUACGAUAGAUGGAAUUUGCGAGGAACGACAAAAAACGUUCGCAUGCACCACUAAACUAUGCAAAAGAAGUCUUGAACCAUGUACAUAUUUGAAUUUGCUCGUCUGUACUAAAUUUAUGGCAAGACCGAACGUAUACAGGCGUUACUGAGAAUUACAAAUUGAAUCAAACAUAACAAUGAACGAAAAAAAAAAAGUUAUAAACCGUCAUGACUCAACAAAAUACAGCUGUAACAAGAAUAUCACUUCCCAGAAAUACCAAGCAUUUGUGAUGUUAUUUUAGGUUUUUUUAUCGAACCUUUAAUGUACAUUUUCUGUGAUAGGUGUCUAUGGGGCGCUAAAAACAUCAUUUCUUACCUUUUACGUUUGGAUAUCGCCGUUCUGUAUAUGUUUUUAAAAUCUUUUAAUGACUAUUGACUUACGGGAGAUAAAUUUGUUCCGCCACAUCACCACCUGUCAUGAAAGGAAAAUUUAUCGAAUGUGAUGAAUUUUAAUUUCAAAGGAUUGUUUAUUAAAUGAAUUGUCACGAGAAAACGUGCAUCAAAUUAUCAACAGUCAGGGCUUUUUCCUUCUGUAAGAGAGCUGGCAAUCGACAGUCCUCGGCGAGUAUACCAUACUUCGUCAAUGACAAUAAAUUGAAAAAAAGGAAAGUGACGGAAAGUAAAAGACUUUUUUAUAAGUAAAACUAUUAUUUAAUAAGACUUCAAAAGUAAUCAAGUUGUCGUGUGGCCUUAAAAAUGAACGAGAUAUGACGUUGCCGUUUGAGGCCGCUUUUCAUUUCUGAUGUAAUAAAACUUAAAAGACAAAGCGCUUCAUAUCAGUCAGAAGUCAAACUACAUGAACGUGAAACCUGAGACAUGAGGUUUAAUCCAGAUUCCGUUAAGGAUAAAACCCCUAAUUAAAUGCGCGGCAAAGGUGAGUAACAAGUAAUUUCUUUGACGUUGAAAGCCUUUCACUCGAAAUCUUAGUUAUGUGACCGAAGGCUCAAACGCUGUUCAUAACAAUUGUUAUUAUGCCGCGUUUGGGUGAAACGAAAAAUUCAGAAACACUGAGAUUACAUUUUACCCUAAAAAGUCUUAAAUCAAAGAGAGCCAAUCAUCCUCCUUGCUUGGGACAUAAAACCUCCUCCAUGGAAAAAAAGAGACAAUUCAGAUGAAGUAGCUAUCAGGAAUUAAUUUCAAAAAGAGCUUCCGAGGAUGGAUAAAGCAUAUUAAAUAUUAGGCUGGAACUCAAUCUCAGCAUUGAUCAAAAUCUUUUUAUAAUUUUUCUCCCUGUUUGUUGAAGCCACUGCUACAGGAGCGUUCACCAUGACAUUUGCAACAAGCAGCAAACGAUAAGCGGGCAAAAGUGGACAUUUUUUCGUCUGCUAUCGGCCGUUGAUGCACCAAGGGUAAUUAAUCAGUGUUGCACUGCGCAUCCUGUACUGCGUAUAGACACAUGUAGAAAGGGCGAAUAAGCGCGCACGCAUUCCGAGAGCGCGGUAUUACUUUUCAAUCAAUGGACCUGGUUAAGAGGUACAGUGGUCUUUUGCUCUUGAGCGAGCACGGUGACUGAUAUUUUUUAUUUCAUACUUUUGGCUUACAUGUAUCCCCCUUUAAACUGAAGGGGGAAAAAUAUACAUCUAAAAGCGUGUUCGAAGCCAGUUACUCGAGGAUGGAAAUUAUUACCUUGAAAGCGACGAUUCGAGGAACGUUUUGAGUCUAUGUCGUUUAAAAUUGCGUGAUUUUUUCUACAAAUUUUAUAUCAAAUUGUUUCAUAGGCUCGAGACUAUCCAACUAUGAAGUUUGUUUUCAAGUGUUAGUUUAAAAACCUUUGCUUGCAGCCGCUGAAAAAUGUAGUGUGCACCAAUGAAAUGACGUGCGUAACCUAUGCCAGUACAGGCACCAAUGGGGUAGGUUUCGCCCAUCAUAUCCUAAACAAGCUCUUAUGUUCGUCUUCCCGUUACCUCCACAAGUUAAUCUUUGUUUGAUUUCCAUGGAGCGGCUACACUAUUUGAUCAGGAUAUGGUUCUACUGUAGAAGCAUCAUGAGCAGUUUGUUGAUGACCUUUAUCGUGGCUUCUGCAAUGGUCUGUUCAGACUUCAGAAGAUGUACAUCCAGAAUUCUUGUGCGUACAAGGUAGACUGAUUGUGCUUUUUCUCAUAUCAUGGUUAUUUUAGGAAUCCAACAUAGCAUUCAUUCUCCUCCUUGUGGCUCAAUCCUCAAGGACAGAAAGCUUGCAGUAACAAUUUUCAUAGCUACUGGAGUUUCUGUUGUAACCAUUCUCCCAUUUGCCAUCUUCUUUUCUCUGCCAGUUGCCUCUUAAGAACAAUUAGCCAGUUUUUCAAUCAGGCUACACUUAACUACUCAAAUUCGUAUAAUAAGAUGGCCUAUGGGCCGCAGGAUACAUUUUACCUUAUCGUUUUACCUUCGUUACUACAGUCCAACCCCAAGAAGGUAGAGCACUUAUAUUGGAGAGAAGAGUUUCGGGAAAAAAUAAUAAUUUGCGAGUGCCUGUCAAAUUACUCCGCGGUAAAUGAUAUCCUUUGAGUACAUAUCAACCGACAAAAGUGUUUUAGUGGAUGACUGAAUUAUGAAAGGUAUAUAAAAAGAGAAGGGAAUGAAGAUGGCUUUUAGAGGAGUAGACAAUUAUGUCUACAGGGAUGGACAUCGCUAAUUGCUUGGUCAGGCAACAGUCAUAAUUUCCGAUCACCACAAAUUUCCAAUUUUCAUGAAUAUCAAAUCAAGCUACAACGGAAUUGUAUUAUUCGUGACUCUAAACUGAUUGAUGUUUGACGUUUUGGGCCGUUUUUAAUUACUGGUUUAAUUUAAGUCUAAAGUGAAACGAACUUGAUAUCGAUCAACUGUCAUCCUGCAUGAACAUAACAAAUAAGAAAGAAAGUUUUAUUCAGAUUCAAAUUAAGUCCAACAGAAUAGAACCCUAGUUGGAGACACCGAGGAAGGUUAGUUGGAAGUAAUUUUCAUAAGUUGAAAACGUCUCGACCGAAAGUGACGUGUUCUAAGCGUCAAAUUCUGUUCAUAGCAGCUGCAUCAAUAUUCUAGAAUAGGUUGCUUUCAGCGAAGCUUUCUAGAGAUUUAUUCUAAAUUCUGUGCAGGAUUAUGUUUCUCAGGAUGAAAACGUCACAGACAACAUGCAAAAAAAUCACUUUAUCAUACAAUCGGCCAUACAUAUGUAAAUUUGGUAGUUGCUGUCGUUUAAGCUGGUUGAGAAAUACUUCUCUUUCCAAGUCCAAAUAAGACAGUCUAGGUAAAAGAGCCGACCUAUCUUAUACUACCACUGGUCAUGAAUAAUUUCGUCUGCGGCGCAUUUUAGAAUUCUUGUUGUGGCCUUCCUACGAAUUUCUUAGUUCAACAGGAGUUGAAUAAAGCAUGAAAAUUGCGACAGCUCGCAAAAGAAGGAUAAAUUUCCGUUUGUUAUCAGACUUUCAGGCUCCAAAAAUGUUUGCGUUUCUUUAAUUAAGAAAGUCAGUCUCUUUUUAUAUUGGAUCGAUUUCACCAUUAUUAGGAAAGGCAAAAAAAUAACCCUUAUUUUUAUUCAUUGUUUUAACCCUGAUUAUAUUCCUAUACCCGCUGCGUAUAGGAGGCUAGGUCAUGACUCGUGAUCGCCCUUUAGGAACCAAGAAACUGGUGAGAGCGAAGCACCACUAACCUUCGACGUGGUGGCCAUUACCAUCGUGUUUUUAUGUCGCUAAGUCUUCGAACACUGGUCUAAGAGAACUUCAGCUGCCUGCUGCGAGGUUUGCUUGCGUGAAGCAUAAAGAACAUAUUUUUAAAAGGGAUUCAGAAAACAAACAUUUUUCUUUUACAAAAUUUUGUAGAAAUCAGUUAUUCGUUGCCAGUUAAAGGAAUCUUCGAGGGCGCUUGCGGCUUCUCAAUCGUUCGAUUUUUAACAAAGGUUGCAUGCCGUUGCAGACUUUACGAAGGUAAAAAGCCACUUCACCUCACGUCAUCAUGGGUUUUACAAGAUGCAAAUGUAUGAAAUGAAACUGUCUCCUCAAAAGUGCUUUGUUUGUCCUCUUCAUUAACAUUGUUAGUUCUAUAUUUUAAGUUCCCAUAGUUCCAGGAUAAAAGGCUUUAACUUUUGAAGGCGUUUCCAUAUAGCUCCUUUCAUUUGCAUGCGUGAACCUUUUGGUGGUUGCUAUAAAGUAUGAUUGACCAAUCUGCAUGAAACUCGACGUAAUAGCUGAGCAACGCGACCUGACGUUUCUACAGGUUUGUUGAUUUUCAGUGUGCCUGUGCGAGUCGAGAUCUGAGCCCCUUUAAUUCUACAGGAUAUCUUGAAAAUUAACUUGCAAGGAAGUAGGUUUAUAGGCACCCCCGCCUUGACAUGUAUCGUUGAAAUUUGCUUAACUAGACGACAUAAAACACUAACUGCCAAAGUACUGCUUGAAGAUGUUCCCGUUAACAAGGUUUGCAAUUCAAAUAGUCGUAGUCUUACAGUUUUCUUUUAUAUUUUUUUAUGCUAGCUUGAGAGAAAUCACAUAUGGCAGACUAAUAUAUAUUGGGCUCAGUCAUCCAAAGAGAUGAGCACGGAAGACCCUGUACACAGCAGUAAUGCCUGGAUUGUCUUAUUUAUCGCCGAGUCUAUCGUGAUCGUGAUAAGCAACGCCCUCACUCUUUUGGCAUUUGCUAAAAUCCACCAUCUACGCAAGCGCAGUACGUACCUAAUAAUAAACUUAGCUGUGGCAGAUUUGUUGGUGGGCGCCCUGACGGUGCCUAUUUCAGUACUGUAUUUUCAUAAAGAUGAAGAUCGAGUCGUCUACUUAGGAGUCCUUAAAACAACAAUUAUAUUCAUCUUCCCGCUAGCCUCGCAAGUGAAUCUUUGUUUGAUUUCCAUGGAGCGCCUACAUGCAACCCUUUUCCCAUUCAGACAUUGCUUGAUUGGAAAAUGGUUUUACUAUAGAGGUAUCAUGGGCAGUUGGUUGAUUAACUUCUUCUUGACAGCUAUUAUGGCUUGGUUGGACAUCGCAGACAUUCAUCCAGAGUUCUUGUACGUUCACGGCACAUUGAUUGCGCUUUUUGUGGUUUUUAUCGCGGUUUCUCACAUAGUAGUUGUCAUAAAGGUUCAAAGCAGCCGUCACUCUCCACCAUGUGGCUCAAUACUCAAAGAACGGAAGCUUACAGUUACACUUUUCAUAGCCACUGGAGUUUCUGUACUGACUAUUCUGCCUUUCGCCAUCAAUUCUGCCCUGCCAGUCGAAACACCAGAUAGAUUGACCAGCAUUUCGAUCCACAUUGACCUGGCAUUGGCGGCACUUUAUCAUUUGAAUUCAAUUGUUAAUCCUUUCGUGUAUGUAAUACGACUGCAGGAGUUUAGAGAUGAAAUCAGGAAGCUUAUCACGAGAUGA